Sorex araneus (European shrew) is the source of this 2274-nucleotide messenger RNA. RefSeq names its product potassium inwardly rectifying channel subfamily J member 4 (gene KCNJ4). The record is from RefSeq and is a predicted model, not a curated record. The transcript has 2 exons. Gene Ontology annotation, cellular component: plasma membrane. Gene Ontology annotation, biological process: regulation of monoatomic ion transmembrane transport; potassium ion import across plasma membrane. Gene Ontology annotation, molecular function: inward rectifier potassium channel activity. Lineage: Eukaryota; Metazoa; Chordata; Mammalia; Eulipotyphla; Soricidae. Bases 367 to 1758 code for a protein of 463 amino acids.
GGAGCCGCGGGGGGCGGCGGGGCGCGAGCCACGGGCCCCCGCAGCCCCGCGCUGCGAUGCUGACGCCCCGGCGGCGCCCAGGGCGCGGCGCGGGCCGGCGCUGAAAGUUGCGCGCCCGGCGGGGACCCGCGCAGGGGACCCCGGCCCGCGGAGACCCGACCCCCAGGUCGCCGCCGAGGGGGGGCGGGGCCGGCCGGCCGCCGAUUCCCGGGGAGGGCGCGCCCCGGACUCCCCUCCCCGCGCCCCCGACGCCGCCCGCGCCGCGGGAUGUAGCAGCGCCCGCCCGCGGCCCCCCGGACUGUCGUCGGACCCUGCGCCCCGCGGCCCUGCCUCUGCCCAGGUGACCCACCACGCCGGCCUCAGGCCAUGCACGGGCACAGCCGCAACGGGCAGGCCCACGUGCCCCGGCGGAAGCGCCGCAACCGCUUCGUCAAGAAGAACGGGCAGUGCAACGUGUACUUCGCCAACCUGAGCAACAAGUCGCAGCGCUACAUGGCCGACAUCUUCACCACGUGCGUGGACACGCGCUGGCGCUACAUGCUCAUGAUCUUCUCGGCCGCCUUCCUGGUGUCCUGGCUCUUCUUCGGCCUGCUCUUCUGGUGCAUCGCCUUCUUCCACGGGGACCUGGAGGCGGGCGCGGCGGCGGGCGGCGGCGCGGCGGCGGGGGGCGCGGCGGCGGCGGGGGGCGCAGCAGCGGCGGCGGCAGCGGCGGCGGCAGGGGGCGCCGGUAGCGGGGCGCCGCCCGCCGCGCCCAAGCCCUGCAUCAUGCACGUGAACGGCUUCCUGGGCGCCUUCCUCUUCUCGGUGGAGACGCAGACCACCAUCGGCUACGGCUUCCGCUGCGUGACCGAGGAGUGCCCGCUGGCCGUCAUCGCCGUGGUGGUUCAGUCCAUCGUGGGCUGCGUCAUCGACUCCUUCAUGAUCGGGACCAUCAUGGCCAAGAUGGCCCGGCCCAAGAAGCGCGCGCAGACGCUGCUCUUCAGCCACCACGCGGUCAUCUCGGUGCGCGACGGCAAGCUGUGCCUCAUGUGGCGCGUGGGCAACCUGCGCAAGAGCCACAUCGUGGAGGCGCACGUGCGCGCGCAGCUCAUCAAGCCCUACAUGACGCAGGAGGGCGAGUACCUGCCGCUGGACCAGCGCGACCUCAACGUGGGCUACGACAUCGGCCUGGACCGCAUCUUCCUGGUGUCCCCCAUCAUCAUCGUGCACGAGAUCGACGAGGACAGCCCGCUCUACGGCAUGGGCAAGGAGGAGCUGGAGGCCGAGGACUUCGAGAUCGUGGUCAUCCUGGAGGGCAUGGUGGAGGCCACGGCCAUGACCACGCAGGCGCGCAGCUCCUACCUGGCCAGCGAGAUCCUGUGGGGCCACCGCUUCGAGCCCGUGGUCUUCGAGGAGAAGAGCCACUACAAGGUGGACUACUCGCGCUUCCACAAGACCUACGAGGUGGCGGGCACGCCGUGCUGCUCGGCGCGCGAGCUGCAGGAGAGCAAGAUCACGGUGCUGCCCGCGCCGCCGCCGCCGCCCAGUGCCUUCUGCUACGAGAACGAGCUGGCGCUGCUCAGCCAGGAGGAGGAGGACCUGGAGGAGGAGGCGGCGGCCGCCGCGGCCGUGGCCGCCGGCCUGGGGCUGGAGGCGGGCACCAAGGAGGAGGCGGGCAUCAUCCGCAUGCUGGAGUUCGGCAGCCACCUGGACCUGGAGCGCAUGCAGGCCACCCUGCCGCUGGACAACAUCUCCUACCGCCGCGAGUCGGCCAUCUGAGCCGCGCCUCGAACGCGGGGGGGCUCCGGAGGACGCGGGAAGGGCCCAGGACGCCCCCCCACACACACGGUGCCCCGGCAACUGCCCCGCGCGGCGGCUCUGGGACCCCGACUCCCCUCCCCCCGCCCCGGGCGUGCCCCCUUUGCACUCAGAACCUCGGGGAAGGCGGCUGGACUGGGGGGGCGGGCGGGCGGGCGGGGAAGGGGGACGGGGGGGGGCGGCGGGAGGGGGGAGACGUUCCUUUUGCAUGACCAUUGCUGUUGCUCUUGACUUUUUUUUUUUUGUAAAUACCUAUCCGUGGGGACAGCUGGAGGGACCGGCCUCCUCACCUGCAGGGUGCCGGGUGGGGGGGUCCCCCUCGGCACCCUGCCCCCGCCCGAGAGGCCCUCCCGGUGGUGCUGGGUUUGGGUGCAGGGGUGGGACCCCGAGGGGCAGGAACCAGGUCCCUGGGGGGCCAGCCCCGGUUGCCGGUGGAGUUUGUAACUAUAUAUUUUUAAUAAAGGCCUCUGGUCCACG